This is a messenger RNA of Tinamus guttatus (white-throated tinamou), 999 nucleotides long. NCBI's taxonomy places the organism in Eukaryota, Metazoa, Chordata, Aves, Tinamiformes, Tinamidae. The record is from RefSeq and is a predicted model, not a curated record.
AUGAGGAUCUCCUGCCUGCUGUCCUUGGGCUGUGUCCCCAUCCGUGGACAAACUGCACCCUCCCAGUCUGUCACCAUCAACCCUGGGCACUGCAGGGAGCACGGGUCCCUCCUCCAGACCCAGAGUGGACUCCCAGACACCAGCUCACCCCUGCCCCGAGACAACCGCUGGAGGCAGCAGAUGGCAUCGCUGCCCCGUAGAUGUCUGCUUCUCGCCAUCCUCCGUGAUGGGAUUCAGAGGAUUCAGCUUGCUGGCAGCGUGCCCUGGCUGUGCAGGGAACCCCAGGCACGAUGGCCAGCAGAGCCCCUGAAGAGCAGGACGCUGCUGCUCGUCUGCUCCGCGCCCAAGAUCCGCACGUGCAGCAUAGGUUGGCCCAAGGACUGCAGCGAGAUCCCUGCUGGCAGACCCAGUGGUGUCUACAUCAUCCAGCCCACGGGACUUCACCCACUUGUGGUGUACUGUGAAAUGAAUGUGACCGACGGGGGCUGGACGGUCAUCCAGAGGAACCGGCAUAACACAGCGAUCACCUGGGCCGAGUCCUGGAGCACCUACAAGUACGGCUUUGGGGACGUGCAGAGUGACUACUGGCUGGGCAUGGAGUACAUCUAUCAGAUUGCCAAGCAGAAGUUCUACCAGGUCAAGUUUGUUAUCUGGGAUGCCACAAAUGCCACCAAGUUCGCAGACUACAAUUUCUUCAGUCUGGAAGAUGAAUCCCAAGGCUACCAGUUGAGACUGGGCUCCUACAUAGGGACUGCAGGGGAUGCCAUGAUCUCCAGCACUACCACCACUCUGCAUGACAACAUGAAGUUCUCUGCUAAAGACCUGGAUCAGGACACUAGCACUGGGAACUGUGCCUCCACCAAUGGGGGUGGGUGGUGGUACUCAGCGUGUUACUCUGUACGGCUGAAUGUCAAGGGUGGCCUGACAUGGGGUAGCCUGUGCCGUGGGAAUUGCAAGGCUUCUGCCAUCCUCAUCAAACCAUCUCCCUACUGUUGGUAA